Messenger RNA from Chanos chanos (milkfish), 4374 nucleotides. RefSeq names its product calmodulin regulated spectrin-associated protein 1a (gene camsap1a). Gene Ontology annotation, cellular component: microtubule minus-end. The transcript is spliced from 19 exons. The record is from RefSeq and is a predicted model, not a curated record. Gene Ontology annotation, biological process: neuron projection development; negative regulation of microtubule depolymerization; cytoplasmic microtubule organization. Bases 1 to 4374 code for a protein of 1457 amino acids. NCBI's taxonomy places the organism in Eukaryota, Metazoa, Chordata, Actinopteri, Gonorynchiformes, Chanidae. Gene Ontology annotation, molecular function: spectrin binding; microtubule minus-end binding; calmodulin binding.
AUGGAUGUAGAUGUGUGCUCAGGGGGGGAAGCUGGACAAAGAAGAGGGAAUUCGGCAGGACUAGAGAUCCUUCCAUUAGAGCUGUAUGACUCAGCCAGGGCCAAAAUAGAAGCCAAUCUGCGCUGGCUCUUUGCCAAGGCUUAUGGGGAAGACCAUAUUCCUGCAGACCUGAGGGACCCAUUCUACACAGAUCAGUACAGUGUGGAGCACAUUAAGCCAGCAGUACUGGGUCUGUUACUGAGUGCUGACCUCUACUGUAGGGUGUGUGGUUUAUUACUACAACAGGGGGAACAGGGCUCCAGUCUCAAUUCACACCAGAGUGUCAUUCAAGUGCUUGCACGACGGGGCAUCUAUGUGCAUGAGUCAGACAACACGCCCGUGUCUCAUGAUGACCUCUCUUCCACGCCCAUUAAAAUGAGCUCCCACAUCCCUCUGAUAGAUGGGCUGAUGCUGGCGUACUCAGUAAAGCUGAUGAGUAUAGAGAAGGUUGUCGCCAGCGUCAAAAGAUUCUCUGCCUUCAGUGCCUCCAAAGAACUGCCCUUUGAUACUGAGGAUGCCAUGGUCUUCUGGAUCAACAAGGUGAUUUUAAAGACGAGGGAGAUCUCUGAGAAAGAAGUCAAAUUAAAACAGCAGCUGAUGGAAUCACCGUGUCAUCAAAAGCCUGAUCUCAUGAAUGCUUUGGCCCAUUGCAUGUUGGAGCCUGUGGAGUUUUCUCGUGUGGUGCGUUACCGUAGAGACCACCUGUCGGGCCAUACGCUGCCACACAUGCGUGUUGUGGAGGAGCUGAUGAGGGAUGUGUGUGACGGCACCGCCCUUCUCACUGUGAUCCAUUACUACUGCCCGCAGUGCAUGAGACUACAGGACAUCUGUCUGAAGGAGGUACUAUCUCUAGCAGACAGUGUGUAUAAUGUUGACUUGCUGAGGGAGUUCUGUAAUGAGUAUCUGAACAGGUGCUUUUACUUGCAUACUGAGGACCUAUUGUAUGCCCCGCCUGUGCUUAAGUAUAAUGUGAUGGUCUUCAUUGCGGAGCUGUUCUGGUGGUUUGAGGUGGUGAAGCCAGACUUUGUUCAGCCUAGAGAUCUGCAGGAAAUCAAAGAUGUGAGGUCCGCCCUUCAGCCAAAGAGUACCCGCCCCCACGUGCCCAUAUCCAACGCCACCAAGCGCAGCUUCCAGGCCACACCCGCUGCAGAUGUCUCCAUGGUAACAGGCCCAAACCCAGACACCUGUAUGAGGUACUACCUGCACUCUGAGGAGUCAGUACCAGGCACCAAAGAAAGUCCCACCCGCAGCCCUUCACAUACGCUCCUUCCACUGAGGCAGAGACAACAAAAGCCCACCCAGGGGGAGGAGACUUCAGAGCUCAGGAACAGGUCAAACUCUCUGUCGAGAAUGGAAGGGCACAAACUGGGGUCAAGACUUGCUUGGGCAGAGAGAAGACAGAGACCUCUGUCUGGCAUGGAUGUGGAUUGGGAUCGUAUGUGUUUUGAUAGCAUUAGUUUGGCUCGAUCCAUCAGCAAAGACAGUUUAGCGUCCAACAUCAUCUCCAUCACUCCGAAGCACUGUUUAAAUGGCCAGCCACGCCCCUUGCACCAUGACAACCCUGAUCAGGAGGAGGAGCUGGUAACUCUGGUCAGCACCGAGGGCGUGGCCUCGGGUGUCGGACCCAGCCCUGAGAGUUUUUUCCUGGAGCCGUUGCAGCCAGCCGCUCUACGCGUUAACAAGGAGAAAAACGACAUGGCGAGCAAACGAGAGGAGAGCGGAGAGGGAAGGAUGGGUCGUAAAGGGGGAGAGCAGACCCAGAGUCACACAGAACACACAUACUGCCCUGAACAAACAUCAUAUACAGUCAGCCAACCCUUUAGCGAGCCGCAACACAAACACACACUUGUGCACACGCAGCAAUCUGGAAGUUUCUUCCUACACGGGGACAAUGGAUACAUACGGAAAGAUUCCGUUUCUGACUUUGAGGAAGAUGAUGAUGAGGACAAUGACUUUGAGGAUGAAGAGCAGCGUGAGCUGGCAAAGGAGCUGCUGCAGCAUGCUGGGAGUAAGUGGGCGGGGCUUAGGGAAGAAGAGGAGGAGUCUUUGAAGCUGCAUGAGGAAGAAUGCAUCCGAGAGCGGGAGGAUAAGGAAGAUAUUAGUAACUUUAGUGGUCGCUCGAGUCCCUGUCCCAGCACGUUGUCGCACGCUAGCAGCACGUCCACUGGUCGCAUGACCAGUUUUGCUGAACGUCGCAUGCAACGUACGGGACAGCUGCAAGACAGCUGCUGCAGUUACAGCACGGGCAGUUCCUUAGCAACUACUCCAGAUGGUUCUGAAGGUGCUCCAAGUCUGUAUGCAAAACCUGCAGUUGCACAGGCUGACACAGCCACAGGAGUUCGCCCGGGGCUGGCAUCAGAGCUCGUGCAACUGCGAAUGCAGCUCGAAGAAAAACGACGCGCCAUCGAAUCACAGAAAAGGAAAAUAGAGACUCUGACAGCGCGGCAACGACUGCAGCUGGGCAAAGCCGCUUUUCUUAAUGUUGUCAAAAAGGGGCGUGGCCGCGAGACGCCACUGAGACUACUGAAGCAUCAGGAGAAGUCAAGACUUGGCAAAGACAAGGAGGAGGAGGAGGAGGAGCAAAACCAGACUAAAGAAGAAGAUGGAGCCUGGGAAGAUGGUGGCGGAGAGUUGGACUUGAGCGAAUGUAGCCGUUCUAUUGAGCUUCUGAACGACGCAAUCUGUUCAAUACAGCAGCAAAUGAUGCAACUUUCGCUUCAGCAAGAUAUGCUGAUGAAACAGAGUAUGCAGUCUCCACCUGAACAGACACACCAGCUCACACACACACACUCUGCAGAGUCUCCUCAUGAACAAAAAAAUACUCCCCAGCAGCAGUCUGAAGCCAUCAAGCCAGCUGUGCAGUUCAUGGAAUCAGUUACAUUGCCGACACGACGCCCCCCCAGACUGAGCUCUGGACGCACCCCUCGACUCAAACCCACAGAUCUCAAAUUCUCUAAGGGGUCAAAGUUUAACACUACUGGUGACACCAAGCCCUCCCCAGGAGGGGGCCGGACCCCCCGUUCAGAGGGUGAGGAAGAGGGUGGCGCUAAAGAGGGUGGGCGUGGCUUAAGUAGAGGAGCCGCUCGGAGUGCCACGUUCAAGUUACAUGACGCCGUUAACCGACGCAGGUCCGGAAGCCGCAGUCCAGAACGAUCGCCCCUAAGCCUGCCCCCUACCGUGGACCCAAUACCGAUCCCUGCAGAACUGGCCCGAGAAAGGAGUGUUUCAGGUGGGUCGGGGAAAGAGAACAACGAGCCUGGUGAGGAGAGUAGAGCCAAGGCUCAGCUGAUUGAAGUGGACCUGUCAGAACUACCCCCAGACUCAACCAGUACCAGCACAGAACCACCAGACCCAGAGCAAAAAUCAGGACUGGGCUUCUUCUUCAAGGAUGACCAGAAAGCAGAGGAUGAGCUGGCUAAGAAGCGUGCGGCAUUUCUGCUGAAACAGCAGCGUAAAGCUGAGGAGACACGACUUCGUAAAUUACAGCUGGAGGCAGAGUCAGAAUUAAAACGAGAUGAGGCCAGACGGAAGGCUGAAGAGGAGCGUGCUCGUAAAGAGGAGGAGAAAGCUCGUAGAGAACUCAUAAAACAGGAUUAUUUGAGAAGGAAACAGCAGCAGUUAAUGGAGGAACAAGGUGUGGCCAAACCACGCCCACGGACGAGGAAACCACGCCCAAAAUCUUUACACAGAGGAGAAUCUGCCACCCCUGAGGGUUUAGGUAAUGCUCCCUCUGGCUCUUCUCUCUCUCUGGCCUCUGCUGCCACUGAGGCUGACAGCGUUAUGUCAGGAGGAGGCUCACAGAGAGGUGAUUCUGUGGAUUCUUUCCCCCUGCUGAAUCGUAAUGUGAGCAAAAACUUUGAAAGAGACUGGGACAAUGGUUCUACAGCCUCAUCUAUUACAUCAGUGGCUGAGUACAGCGGUCCGCGGCUGUAUAAAGAGCCCAGUGUGAAGUCCAAUAAGCCCAUCAUUCAUAAUGCAAUCGCUCACUGCUGCCUGGCGGGGAAAGUCAACGAAGCCCAGAAGAAUGCUAUACUUGAGGAGCUAGAGCGCUGUGAGUCUAAUCACUUGAUAAUCCUGUUUCGUGACGGGGGUUGUCAGUUCCGUGCAUUGUAUUGUUACUCCCCGGACACGGAAGAAAUAGUCAAACUGACCGGGACGGGACCCAAGAGCAUUAGCAGAAAAAUGAUUGACAAACUCUACAAGUACAGCUCAGACCGUAAACAGUUUACAGUCAUACCGGCUAAAACUGUUUCGGUCAGCGUGGAUGCUCUCACCAUUCACAACCAUCUAUGGCAAACAAAGAGGCCCACAACCUCCUCCACCAAGAGGAAGUGA